Molecule: messenger RNA, 467 nt
Organism: Pelodiscus sinensis (Chinese soft-shelled turtle)
Lineage: Eukaryota; Metazoa; Chordata; Testudines; Trionychidae
Source: RefSeq, a predicted model, not a curated record
CCUUGGUACUCUUUAGCUGAACCAGUUGUGCGGAGUGAACUAAAUAGCCUGCCUGAUGGAGCUGUAUUCAUCUACUGCCAAGUUGGAGAUCGAGCCUACUGGAAAGACCCCAACAAUGAAUUCAGAAAGAAUCUGAAACUAACUGCAGUGCCAACACUACUUAAAUAUGGGACACUUCAGAAGUUGGUAGAAGAAGAAUGUCUGAACAGAGAGCUCGUGCAUAUGUUGUUUACUGAAGAUUAAGUUCGUUCUCUUCUUUAGUCAAUCAUUUAUCUAGUAAGUAGGUACUCGUCUUCAAGCUGAUGAUUACACUGACUGUCUCCUUUAAAUGAAAGCAAAGUCUGAAUGGAGAUAGGCGGCCAAAAUUAAUGCCACUGGUACUGCUUGUACAGAGCAUGGGAGGAGAAUCUUGUAACAUUAAGCAAAGUAACUGAUUCUUAUGCUGAAUUAAACUCAAGUGCAACAAA